This is a messenger RNA of Aspergillus melleus, 1782 nucleotides long. RefSeq names its product C2H2-type zinc finger protein (gene SUR1). Lineage: Eukaryota; Fungi; Ascomycota; Eurotiomycetes; Eurotiales; Aspergillaceae. Gene Ontology annotation, biological process: regulation of transcription by RNA polymerase II. Gene Ontology annotation, cellular component: nucleus. Gene Ontology annotation, molecular function: RNA polymerase II cis-regulatory region sequence-specific DNA binding; DNA-binding transcription factor activity, RNA polymerase II-specific. Bases 1 to 1782 code for a protein of 593 amino acids. The record is from RefSeq and is a predicted model, not a curated record. The transcript has 6 exons.
AUGGCUUCUCACACGAAACAGGACGAUUUCUGUCUCGAAUGCCAUUGGGAGGCCUUCCAUUUGGACGGGAAAGACUCGGAAGACCCGCAGGAGACGACUCCUGCGGCUGCCACUGCCACUGCCACCACUGCUACUCACCCGUCGUCGCAAUGGGAUUGUCAAGGUGACGAACACAACGCCUCGCUGGCUCCUUGCGAUGCCGAUGAAACUUGCUGCGACGAGGACCAUUGUUCCGACGAUUGUGGUUCCGUCUGCGAUGGUUUUGUCGACUGCGAUGAGUCCACCGCGUGCUCUGCGGUGCAUUGCAAUGACAAUUGCGAUGACAAUGACUGCCAAAACCCCGACCCGGCCUGCUUCGAGGACCAUUGCUUUGGGAACGAUGACAGCCAUGUCCAAGGCACGGACCACAGCCUCGAGUCACUAUUAGGGUUGGGAGCCCCUCUCGCCCUAGAUUCCGAUGAAUUGCUUUGCUCGGCUUCCCUCAACCAUUCAUCCGACGACCAGCUAUCUAAAGCUGCCGGCAACCCCGUGUCGGGGUUCAUGGGCCCAACUUCUUCCGCAGAGCACUUCAUUCCUCCCUUCUCCACAGCGAUGCCUCACUGUCACCCGCAAAAUACGCCCCAUUUUCACUGUCAUGACUUUCCCAAAGAGGUUCACGAUAAUUUGAUGAACCAGUCCUAUCCUUUACCCAACUCAGUGAAUCCGGCUGAAGUAUUCCACAUGCUGGGCAUGUGUCCUGACCUGUCGGCCUGCCAGAACUUUCAUGUCCAUGAAGAUCAAACCCUUCACCAACACCCUACAUCAGAACCCUCCAUCCCCAAUCCGAAUCCGAACCCGAACCCUGACCCAAACUCAUUUGCCUGUUUCCAUAUCCCGCACUUCAAUGCCAAUGAUCUCAUGAAGAGUCCGGCGCAGUUGAAUGGCAGCGCGUCGAGGGGGCCAUGUCGCUCACAUCACCGAUGUCGGUCUCAUGCUCAUGCUCACACCCAUCAUCACCCAUACGCUCAUUACUCGCCCUUUUCCCGCCAUUCCCGAUCUAGCAUCAGCUCGCAACUACUGUCCAGUCCUGGAGAGUCGCCGCCUCCGCUAGAGGGCGGCUCCUCGGUCAUCACGAGUCCGGAUUUCAGCCCCACGGACCGCGACCUGCACGUGUGUAAAUGGGUCUCGAGCUCGAACGGCAUCAAAACCACCUGCGGAGCGGCCUUUUCCGACUGUUGCGCUCUACAAGAGCAUUUGAUCUCUCGGCACAUGGCCACUGUGGAGGGAGCCAAGGGGACUGGGUAUUAUUGUUGCUGGGAGGGAUGUCACCGGCCGGACGAGCCGUUCUCGCAGAAGUCCAAGCUGCAGGGUCAUUUCUUGACGCACAGUAAUUAUAAAAACUUUCGAUGCUCUGUUUGUGGGAAGUUCUUCGCGCGUCAGGCCACGCUGGAACGACACGAGCGCAGUCACCGUGGCGAGAAGCCGUACAAGUGCUCACAGUGUGGCAAGUCGUUCACCGACAGCAGCGAGCUGAAAACGCAUUCGCGGACACAUACGGGCGAGAAGCCAUUCAAGUGCACGUACCCGGGGUGCAACUUCCAGACCGGCGACUCGUCGAAUAUGUCCAGUCAUCGAUUAACUCACGGCGAACGACGCCACAAAUGUAUAUACCCAGGAUGUACCAAAAGCUUCACCCGACCUGACCAACUAAAACGACACAUGCGAUCCACGCACAAAGACGAGACAUCCCUAAUGUCCCCGCUCACAGAUACAUUCGACCUAUCCUUUCCCGCGGUGGCAUAA